AUGAGACCAUCAUCUGUUAUUUUGGUUGUUUUGGCAGCCACAGUCAGUGCAACUUUUAUCUAUAAUGAAGAUUUGGCUAAGGAGGAAGCUGCUCUCUCCUUUGCUGCUUAUUGUCCUAAUUCAGCUAUAACUAAUUGGAAAUUGGGCUAUGUGAGUGGCAACUAUCCCAAUAUUUAAAAUCCUCAAGUCUUUGAAAAUAUCAUUUAAGGAACAAAAGGAUAUAUCGCUUUCAAUCCCACUUACAAUGCCAUAACAGUUGUCUUCAGAGGUUCAAGCAACAUCUAAAACUGGUUGGACAACAUUCAAUUCGACAAGGUUAAUUAUAACGAAGCCUGCAAAUGCCAAGUUCACAAGGGAUUCCUUGAAGCUUUCAAUUCCCUGGAGCCAUAACUUGACACCCUCUUUGCCAAAUACAGAAAAAUGUAUCCAAAAGCCAUCAUUCACGUAACUGGUCACUCUUUGGGAGCUGCUAUGGCUACUUUAUAUGCAACCUAAUUGGCAAUUGCUGGAAAUUCCCUUCAAUUGACUACCUUUGGAUUACCAAGAGUUGGUGACACUGCUUAUUAUAAUUACUUCUCCUCAUUUACUAAAGUGACUCAUUUUAGAGUGGUUCAUGAGAAGGAUGUCGUGCCACAUGUUCCACCAUAAAAUUUUGGAUUCAAUCACGUUGAUAGAGAGAUUUGGUAUCACAGAGCAUCAUAUACUGUAUGCUAAUUGGAUGAGGAUCCCAAUUGUUCAGACUCUGUCCUUAUUCCAUCGGUAGCUGAUCAUAGUUUUUACAUGGGAUGGAGUUCUUCGGUUGAUUGCUGAUAUUUAAACAUUAGAAUACAAUUAAUAUAAUCAAUAUAAUUAAUA
Paramecium tetraurelia is the source of this 855-nucleotide messenger RNA. RefSeq lists its product as uncharacterized. Gene Ontology annotation, biological process: lipid metabolic process. The record is from RefSeq and is a predicted model, not a curated record. NCBI's taxonomy places the organism in Eukaryota, Ciliophora, Oligohymenophorea, Peniculida, Parameciidae. The transcript is spliced from 3 exons.